AUGGUGCGAGAAAACCCUUUGCGUGUCUUCGGCACCGUGUCGCACGACAGUCCAUAUUGGUCUCAACCCUGCCAUUCCCUCAUUCCACCUAUCAUCCAACUUCUGAGAGAAAAAAAGUUAUACAAAUCAACUGAAAACACUCCACCAGAUACGAAACUACUGGCAAUAAAGAAAUGGGAAACUCGCAUCUUCUUCACAUUCGAUAUCUCAAAUAAGGACUAUGUCUUUGAUUCAGGGCACAAGCGCGAAGAAAAACAGAACGAUCUUCCAGUUCUGGUUGCCUAUUUGGGCAAAGGUCAGAAAGUCUAUGAGGCCAGCCCUGGGGUGCGCAACAGAGUCAACGACGAAAUGGCUUUCCUCCACGAUGCAAAUGGCUGGAAGGCUGACCUGCCUUUCUCCGAGGACCACACUUCAACGAGUCCUCCUGAGUACCCCAACCCUCGAAGCCUCAAGCGCGAUUAA
Messenger RNA from Penicillium longicatenatum, 462 nucleotides. RefSeq lists its product as uncharacterized. NCBI's taxonomy places the organism in Eukaryota, Fungi, Ascomycota, Eurotiomycetes, Eurotiales, Aspergillaceae. Bases 1 to 462 code for a protein of 153 amino acids. The transcript has a single exon. The record is from RefSeq and is a predicted model, not a curated record.